UUUCCCAGCUUCUGCUCCGAGGAGGAGGAGGAGGAGGAACAUGGAGCGCCUCCGCGGCUCUCCGGAGCGCAUCAGGCGGUUCCAGCAGCGGGAGCUUCCGGCUGCUGAUGUGCAGCUCUGCGAGCGGACCGAGCUGUAGCGGAACCGAACCGAGCCGGCUUUCAGCGCGUCGCAGUGGAGGAGGGGGGGGAGGAGAAGGAGGAGGAGGCAUCUAUGCAAUUUUAUUUUGACUUUGCAUUUUAUUAUGAGCGCAGAGGAGGGAGAUGCUGGACCGGCGGCGGGAGAUCCGGCCGCCAAGCAACGCCUCACCUGGGAGGAGAGCGACCCGCUCGGCUCCCAAGGACAUCCGCAGCCCGACGGCGAGGAGGAGCCGCAGCCGGGAGAGGAUGAGGAUGAGGAAGAGGAGGCAGAGGGCCGCGCGCGUGCGGCUGACGCUGAGAAAAUCAUCGGGGAGGAAAACGGGGGCAACACUUCCAGCGAGGAGGGGGCGGUGGGGGGCAGAUGUGGCAAAACGCAGGCGAUGCCUUCAACCUGCAGCAGCGAGACGUGCAUCCCGACCCCGAGCUGCAGGAUCUGCUUCCAGGGAGCGGAACAGGGCGACCUGUUGAACCCGUGCCGCUGUGACGGCUCGGUCCGCUACACCCAUCAGCAGUGUCUGCUGAAGUGGAUCAGCGAGCGCGGCUGCUGGACCUGUGAGCUCUGCUGCUACCGCUUCCAGGUCAUCGCCAUCAACCUGAAGAGACCGUGGCAGUGGCAGCCCAUCACCAUCACGCUGGUGGAGAAGGUCCAGAUCAUCGCCGUGUUCCUGGGCUCGCUCUUCCUGGUGGCCAGCAUCUCCUGGCUGCUCUGGUCGGCUCUCAGUCCGCAGGCCGUCUGGCAGCGCAGAGACGUCCUCUUCCAGAUCUGCUACGGCAUGUACGGCUUCAUGGACCUGGUCUGCGUAGGCCUGAUUGUCCACGAGGGGGCAGCAGUGUACAACGUGUUCAUGCGCUGGCGGGCGGUGAACCUCCACUGGGACGUCCAGAGUUACGACAAGGCCAAGGACAUGGAGGAGACGAGCACCGGCCCCUCCUCGCUGGGCCCCAGGACGCUCUGGUUGCCCCUGGCAACGUUCGGGCCCAGCGGGCCGCUGCACCCCACCCAGCUCGGGCCGCGGCCGUGGACCUGCCUCUGUCUGGCCCCGUUCUGCCCCGGGCUGGUGCCCGGAAACAGCCUGAGCCAGGACGCCGACUCGGGGGAGGUGGUCAUCCGCGUGACGUCGGUCUGACCUCGGUUGAUCCGCGUGACGUCAGCCUGACCUCGGCUGGUGAAACUUUAGUCUGAACGUUCCUGCAUUUAUUGGUUGCUGCUUUUCCGGUGUUUGCAAUGAGUUGGGCUUGUAGUUUGUCCCCAAACCAGCCUCAGCCAGAUAAAGAUGGAUGUGUUCGGUUGGCACUGUGACGUAUUCCUCUCAUCCAUCAUGAACAGUUUACAUCGUAGCAUAUAAGACCAAACUGUUGUGUUGCAUCCGGGUUCUCUGGUACUUUAACGCCGCAUCAGGAAGAUCAUUUCAGUCCAACUGAAGCACAAAUCAGUCACUGUUUUAGAUUCCUUUGAGGUCAUCAGGACAAGCAGCUCCUAAAGGAUUUAAAUGAAAAAAACCACAAAAAGGUUGAAAAGUUUAGUGAAGUUUAGUCAGGAAUUCGUUGGCUGUAUUCAGACUUUAAGCACUGUGAGGCAGAACGACGUCAGAAACUCAUUUUUCUUCUUCUCCGAGGAAACAACUCUUUUGGUUCUUGCGUUUCACCUGUCAGGUUGUAAUAAAAAUGUUUCUUCUGGCUCAGA
Molecule: messenger RNA, 1824 nt
Organism: Xiphophorus couchianus (Monterrey platyfish)
Lineage: Eukaryota; Metazoa; Chordata; Actinopteri; Cyprinodontiformes; Poeciliidae
Gene: marchf11
Product: membrane-associated ring finger (C3HC4) 11
Exons: 4
Coding region: 245-1267 (340 amino acids)
Biological process (GO): protein ubiquitination
Molecular function (GO): ubiquitin-protein transferase activity; zinc ion binding
Source: RefSeq, a predicted model, not a curated record